This is a messenger RNA of Formica exsecta, 4038 nucleotides long. RefSeq names its product ras-related protein Rab6 (gene Rab6). NCBI's taxonomy places the organism in Eukaryota, Metazoa, Arthropoda, Insecta, Hymenoptera, Formicidae. The record is from RefSeq and is a predicted model, not a curated record. The transcript is spliced from 6 exons. The coding region runs from base 275 to 904 and encodes 209 amino acids. Gene Ontology annotation, molecular function: GTPase activity; GTP binding.
UGGCGCCGCGUUUUCCACUUCGCUUUCCAGUCGUCGCUACGUCACUUCCCGGUUAAACGUGGCCGCAAGGAGUGGCAUCCAAGCUAGCGUCGCGAGCUGUCAAGCUGUAGAACCCGAGAGAGCUAGCGGAGAGACUGUUGAAUCAGCCGGCGCAGCUGAUCGGCUUAAAUGACUCGGCGGGCCGGCCAUUGAGCGUGUUAUCGUUGCCUGCGUCGUUACCGGAACCCUCUUCAGGCCUGCCAAGUAUCCGUUUCAGGCGAGCGAGAGACAAAACAUGUCGUCCUCGGGCGAUUUCGGCAAUCCGUUGCGGAAGUUCAAGCUCGUCUUUUUGGGCGAGCAGAGCGUCGGGAAGACGUCACUUAUUACACGGUUUAUGUACGACAGCUUUGACAACACAUACCAGGCUACGAUAGGUAUAGACUUCUUAAGCAAAACUAUGUAUCUCGAGGAUAGAACUGUCAGACUACAGCUGUGGGACACAGCGGGGCAAGAACGGUUCCGUUCUUUGAUACCUAGUUACAUCAGAGACUCCACAGUCGCUGUUGUUGUUUAUGAUAUUACUAACGCCAAUUCGUUUCACCAAACAUCCAAAUGGAUAGACGAUGUGCGGACUGAAAGAGGAAGUGAUGUGAUAAUUAUGCUAGUGGGCAAUAAAACAGAUUUGAGUGAUAAGAGGCAAGUUUCGACAGAGGAGGGCGAGCGGAAAGCAAAGGAAUUAAAUGUGAUGUUUAUCGAAACUAGUGCUAAGGCUGGCUACAAUGUGAAACAGCUAUUUAGAAGAGUAGCGGCGGCUUUGCCGGGUAUGGACUCCACCGAAAACAAGCCACCCGAAGACAUGCAAGAGGUAGUGCUCAAGGAUACUCCAAUCGAACUGAAAGCCUCGGAGAGCAGUUGUGCAUGCUAAGUCGUCGUCGGCCUGUACGGUAGCAGGGUAUCGAAUCGAAUCGAAAGGGGCCUUUGUUAAGUUUCGACUAGGGCCCGAACCGUCCCAGACGGUUUUUUGGAGCGGUUUGGGAACCUCUUUCGAGAAAUACAAAUUAAUUUUCAAAGGAAAUUCUUGAGAAAGGUUUAAUUUUUCGAUUUUUUGAAAUAAGCAUUUAUAUAUAAGUAAAUAUUACGAUAUAUUAAUAUUAUCACAUGUAUAUAUAUGUACAUAUAUAUAUUAUAAUUACAGAUAUUACAGAUAUUAUACACUGUAAUAAUAUUCAUAUAUUAUUAUUUACUCAACAAUAUUAUGAUUUCUUCGAAAAAAUCGAUAAAUUUUGUCUGAGAAAUUUCCUUAGGAAAAACAUAUAUAUAAGAUUAUUAUAAUAUAUAAAUGAUAUUUUAAUACUAUUAAUUUAUUAAUUUACUUUUCUUUGAGAUAAUUCAAAGAAAUAUAUUAUUUUAUUUCCGUUCGAUGCCCUGAUUGGUAGACAAGACGGAGCUAAGUUAACUUAUAAGUUAAUGACUCUUAGGACGUUAGGAUACCGAUUGUAUUUGGCCUGUGCUUUUUCGCAGAGUUGGAAAACUCGUGGAAGGCUACGUGCACUAAAGCAGCAACGAUUCUUAUUAAAAGGAGAAAAAAAGUUUCACACACUAUAGCUUAAGACUGCUUUUACACAAUGACAUGUUUUCGUAUGCUAGCGGAUCGUAAAAAGGACUGUUAACCCUCACGGCUUUAAUUAUUAGUGAUUAUAUAUGCUCUUGACCAGAAUUAUGGAGCAUCUUUAAUAGAUUGCGAGGAGGUAUAUUAAUCGAUCUUUAAAUUGAAGCAAAUUGGAAGUAGUAAAUUUUUUUUAUGUUUUAUUAUUACCAUAAUUAAAAUUAUUUCAAUGUGAAUGUUAUAAUUAAAUUAUUUAAAUUUUGAAAAUUAAAUUCUAUGAAAUAUAUUUGAAUUAAGAAUAAUUUGAGUUGAAAGAUUAUUACUUAAAAACUUGUUGCAUUGUCUAAUUUAAAAGCUUAUUAGUUUAUUGAUAGUGCUUCAUAUAUUUUUGGACGAGAGAAAUGCUAUAUUUAUUACAUAUUUUAUAGAAAAAGAGAAAUUUAUAAAAUUUUAUUUUUCUUUUUAUUUCUAUUAUAUAAUCUUUUCUCCAUUUAUAGUAUAAAUCAAAGCUAGGAGGGUUAAUAUAGCCUUUAUUAAGGUCUCAAAGUUCACCUAAGUUUAUUUCGCUUGUUAAUAUAGAUUGUCUAAUAUCGUACAGUAUUUUUUACUCGUGUUAUUAAAUCAAUAAUUGCUCAAAUUCACAUUAAACAAAUGAUAUAAAAAUGGCAUUUAUCACAUCCUUGUUUAUCGGCGUUUCUAAGAACGAGAUAUUAUUAAUUGUCCUACACAUUUGCAAUAAAAGAAACGAAGACAGCUGCAAUUUGCAUUUACGAUAUUUAGCAACAUUUGCAUUGAUUCAAAAAUUACGAAUUAUAGAGUAAACGUUACACGUUGCGUAAAUGCAGUCCCCUUCGAGAUAAUUGAAUCACAUUUUUCAACAAAAGAUCAAGUUCUGAUAGCUGAUAAUAUAUAAAUCCUCGCUCUAUCUAAUGUUAGAAAAAGAUAUGACUAAAACUUAAUGUAUUAACCAUUUUUCUUAUCAAACUAAAUUUAAAUAAAUAGACAUCUAUUAGCAAAUUAAUAAAAGACAAGAAAAGAAAGGGAAAAAAGAGGGAAGAUAUUUAAAAGAAAUUUUUCUAUGGAAUUUGUGGAUAAUUAGCAGCUAAUUCUAUAUCUCUUUUCUACAAAUAUUUUAAGAGUACGUAGUAUAAAUGACAAUCCUGUACAGUUCCACAUUUAUUCGAGGUAUUAAUUCGAAGUUUUCUUUCGACAAUUUAUUAUUUAUAUAUUCUUUUUAGAUUGACGCAAUUUUGUUUAAAAAAAUAAAAAGGAAAGAAUCUUCUCUAAAAUCACAUAUAAAAAUAUUAAAUAAAAUUUAAGAUGUAUAUAUAAAAAAAAUUUUUGAUUUCUUAAAAGUUAAUUGUUUUAAUGUCUCUUUUGUUUACAAUUUCUCUAUUAACUGUAAUAUUUUUAUUUAUGUAAAAAGAAAACUAAAAUUAAUAAUAUAAAAGAAAUCUUAUAAAACUAUUAUUUCUCAUAUUGGUUUUACGUCCAUGACUUUUUUUAUUUUUCCUUUUGUCCUAUUUUUCCAUCUGAUUUUAUCUUUAUUCUUUAAUUUAUUUCUCUUAAUGAAUAGAAUUUAUUUUUUAAAAUCUGUUUUAAUUUAUUUGUUUUUGCUUUGUGCUUGGCUUGCUGAUUUUCUAUUUAAUUAUUUUUUAAAAAUUAGGAUAUUAAAAAAAAAUCAUAAAACAUAAAUAUCGAAACAAGUUUACAAGAAAAAAAUUAUUAAUAUUAAUUUUAAUAUUUUUGAUGAUUAACAUAAAAAGUUCUGUGACUUCUUUAAAAAUCUAAAAGAAUAUUUAUUUUUUAUAUUAAAUUUGAAUUGAAUGAAUAUAUUUUGUUUUGAUUGAUAAAAUAUUAGUUUUAAAUAUUAAAUUAAAUUUAAUGUCUGAACAAAUUUUAAUUAGAUUCUUGAAUUAAAUUUCUUGUAAAAUAUAUGUUUUUUUAUUUUAUUUUAUAGCUUGUAAUAUUUUUUUCUGCGAGAGAUUCGAUACCUUAAGAAAUUCGCAUAAUAAAAGUAGCGCUAGAAAAUAUUCUCCGUCCCGUUUUUGACUUUUAUACACUCGAUUGUCUCAGCUUUGAUAGGAAUUAACUCGCGCGCGCGUGCGAUAUUGUAAUAAUAUUAAAUCUAUAUGCUCUGAUGAGAAAGAGAGGAAUUAUUAACUAAAGGAAAAUUAAAGGGGGAAACUAUUAUAUCGAUUUGGCAGCGAUAAUUAUCGAAUCAGUAGAUGAUUAGUAGAUGAAUAUCUAGAGAUUUGAUUAAUACCAGAAAAAAAAUUUGUCAUUAUUAUAGUAUCAUUAAGAAUUACACUGUAUGUACUCUUUAUCUGAUUUGUAAGAGCUCAUUGUAACGCCUCAUCAACGCGCAUUAAUUAAGUUUAAUACUACCAAUCAAAUGUUUACAAAGUGCAAUAAUGUAUUUAUUGACCAAUAAUAUUGCCAAAUUACAAAAA